UUCGGGUUUUAUCGCAGUGGUCGCACCGCGUCGCAGCUGCUUGCUCUGCGCGAGGCUGCCCGCAUGGUACCAAAUUGUGCACAGCCCAUUAUUUUAGCAUCGGAACGGAACUAAAUGGGUUCAAUGGAUACCGAGCGUAAACGGCGGUCGAUGGGAGCUUCACGGCCGGCCCGUCGAUAGCGCCAGGGUGAGCAUGCUACGACCCCCGACGCUAAUCUAGUACCUCUUGGACAGGGCUGCUGCGUAGCUGCGGCAGUGGUGCCCGAUUGCUGCGCAGCUUCGCGGCAACGAUAUUGAAAACGUCUCGAGGUGAAGAUUUAAAAUUCUUUGUCCAAUUUGUCCCGGGCGGCGUGAUGUUGCGAGAGUUCCUCAAGCUGGCCUGCUAUCUCGUUGCUGCCCGGUCAGCCACUGCCAUUGGGGUGCCAGUCGAGGGGAGCGCAGGCCAGAACACAUCUCCUAGCAACGUCGCAACAAUCCAGGCGCGACUCUGGUCGGACGCUUGCGCCCCGCGACUGAUUGCACGCCAUUCCGUGCCGCAGCCCUGCGCGCCCAUGAAACCGCACACACCUGACCGAUCUCACCAGUGUGUGGUGGGUCAUUACACCAUAUGCGUUGCGAUGAAGGGCGGUUCCACAUCUGUCACGGAAAUUGCACGCAACUGGACUCGCAGGACAGCGCCGAAUAUGUGGGCGCUCAAGCCACAGCUUGGAGUUGCGUCACUAGGGUGCUUCUUUCAACAGCCAAUUGCCCUUUCCCCACCGAUGUCGACUAACGUCCUGAUUAUUCGAAAUCCAUUUGUUCGUUUUUGUUCGGCGGUCAUUCACAAGGGCAGCAAAAUUCUCGGGAUAUCCAGAACAACCGCGCGUCUCGACGCCAACGAUGUCACGCUGGUUCGACGAGUAGCGCACGAGCUGCUACGAAGACGGAGAAUCUCGACCGGAUUCAUUGCCCUAGGUAACCCGCAUUUCCUGCCUAUUGUGGAUACGUGCACUUACAUGAGCUUCAACUACUCUGCUGUUGUUGAGCUCGGAUGUGUUGGAGCCUGGCUUAACGACAUAGAUCUCUCAAAGCGCACCAAUGGCGCCAGUAUCACCUCUGGUCUCAACCACACGGCCGAAUUCAAUAUGUACUGCAAGUACUACGAUCGUGAACUUGUGUUGGCAAUCCAGGAGCUGUAUGCCGCAGAUUUUGCCGCUGGGGCCUUCUCAACGACAUUUUAUUGCCCAGCAACAGGACUUAAUGUCACGAGCACACUUUACCAACCCAGAUGCCACCGUGCAUUCUAGCCGCCUCUACUCUAGAGCCGUGCAUCAUCGCACUGCAUCAGGACUGUGGGGCCCGGACGCACCUAAUCUGUCCCAGGGCGGCGGGCCUGAGACGACGUGACAUA
Pelagomonas calceolata is the source of this 1390-nucleotide messenger RNA. The record is from the annotation of a GenBank genome assembly. Lineage: Eukaryota; Pelagophyceae; Pelagomonadales; Pelagomonadaceae.